Messenger RNA from Myzus persicae (green peach aphid), 695 nucleotides. RefSeq lists its product as uncharacterized. The transcript is spliced from 3 exons. NCBI's taxonomy places the organism in Eukaryota, Metazoa, Arthropoda, Insecta, Hemiptera, Aphididae. The coding region runs from base 180 to 524 and encodes 114 amino acids. The record is from RefSeq and is a predicted model, not a curated record.
UCAUGAUAAAAAAAAAAAUAAAACCAUAUAACAUCACAUUGUGGUAUCUACCUCAUAGUCGCUAAUUAAUGACUGAUUAAUACGUGUUAACUGAUAAUAUUUUGAUUUACUCCCCUUAUUUUAUUGUCUUUCGUACCUAGUUUAAGUUUUAAUAGUGAAUUUUAAAAGACGCUGUUAAUAUGAUUACCACACGCAUUUUGAUUUUCACAAUUGUAUUUGCUUCCUCAGUCAAUUUUAUACCCUGUUCAGUUCUGAAUGGCAGUGAAUUGAAACCAAGUAUAAAGCAAUUUGCUGUCGUAGAUGAUAAACCAGCAGAUCAUACAGUGGUCGAAGAAGAAUUGAAUAAACAAGAUUUAGUGAAAACAUCAGUUCCAGCAAAAAUUCGUCAUGUGGUGUCUCAAUCCAUUGGUUUAUUUUUCUGGCCCCUCAAAAAAUCGUGGAAAGUAAUCAAGCAAAUUAUACCUUUACCUCAAAAUAUCAUUCCAAAACAAACGCCAACUCGUAAUGAGAUGACCAUUCAAUGAAUAACGACAUAGAUACGUGAUUCAAAAUAAUAAUUGUUGCAGUUUUAGUUAUUAUACAACUGUAUUAGAAUCAAUUUUGUUUAUUAAAAAAAAAUAUAUUUAUAAAUAUUAUUUUUUUUUGUGAUUAUCAAUUUCUCACUUCAUUACAAUAAAUCACAUAGAAUAUAUAGA